Parus major (Great Tit) is the source of this 3510-nucleotide messenger RNA. RefSeq names its product primase and DNA directed polymerase (gene PRIMPOL). Lineage: Eukaryota; Metazoa; Chordata; Aves; Passeriformes; Paridae. Gene Ontology annotation, biological process: error-prone translesion synthesis; mitochondrial DNA replication; replication fork processing. The coding region runs from base 1412 to 3151 and encodes 579 amino acids. Gene Ontology annotation, molecular function: DNA-directed DNA polymerase activity; chromatin binding. The transcript is spliced from 13 exons. Gene Ontology annotation, cellular component: nucleus; mitochondrial matrix. The record is from RefSeq and is a predicted model, not a curated record.
ACUUGCAGUCUUAAUUUAAGGAGCAGAUUGCAUACUGGAACAGGUUGUCCAGAGGGAUUGUGGAGUCUCCCCCACUGGAGAUACUCAGGAACCAACUGGACACAAUCCUGUGCCAAGUGCUCUAGGAUGACCCUGCUUGAGCAGGGAGGUUGGACCAGGUGAUACACUGUGGUCCCUUUCAACCUGAGCCAUUCCAUCGUUCUGUAAUUGUAGAGGCCACUUCCUCUAUCAGGAGGGCAAGAUGAAAAUUUUUUGUUGUUGAGGGAAGGUGAGUAGUGUUUAUUAAUAUGCCACUCGUCAGCUCAGCAUAAAGAUGGCUAAGCUAAUUUUCACUAACAUUAAGGAAUUUAAUGUGUUCUUCUGAGGCUGAAUCAGUAGCUGGGAGAAAAUCUCAUGGAUUUAUUUGUGUCAAGGACCAUGAAUUCUGCCAUAGAACUGUGUUGCAUGAUACACACUGGCCAGGAAACAAGUGUAAUAUUAUUCUGAGUAACAGUUGAUUUGCAUGUCUCAGCUUCAGUUGUCAGCAGGUGUGGGUAAUAUGUUUUGUCGUUAUCAUGAGGACUAAACAGAGAAGUAGUCUUCCAUAAAAUAGAGAAAAUGAGAUGGUUCUGUAAGUCAUUGCUCAGGAGACAUUUUUCCAGGCUCUCCAUGCAGUCAUCCUGCUGAAUCAAUAACACUGAAGUCCAAACAUGUUGGUGACAAAAUUUCUUUCAGUCAAGUCAAACAAAAAUAAGUAUUGCCCUUACUUCUGGUGGGGCAUAAGAGAGGAAGAUGAAGUGAGAGUUUCCCAAACUCAGAGGGCUGGUCUGUAAAUGUUAACUGUAUGUAUGUGCUCUAAAUAGAUGUGUUGUGUUAUAGUUCACACAGGAAUUGAAAUUGCCUUGAAAACACAAGUUGGACUCCUGGGAGACCAAGUGUUUGGGCUGCAAGAAGCAUGGAUAGGUUUCAGUUUAAAGUAAGGGUCAUCAAUCUUCUCCCAGGUUCAGGUAUCCUCCCAGCUGUGUUUCUGCAAAAAUACAGCCUGUUAUAACUAGAAUGUUUAAAAUUAAUAGUGAAUUAUGGGGCUUCUCCUUUGCCUUCCUUUUUUAAUGGUCAACUUGUGGAAAGUGCUGAUGUAGGCAUGUCUUUUGCACCCAGUUAAUUUACAGCCAACAGCACCAAAAUGAAACCGAAAGUUUUGUUAGCACUUCUGAGAAAUACUGUUAUCUAUAAUCUAACUUUUCAUUCCCAGAGAAGGAACUAAGAUUAUAAAAAGGGAGUGAAGAAAAUGCACAGUUCAGAAGAUGGACAAGGGGGAUAGAGAUAAUAUGUUUGAUCCCUGUUAGAGAAAAAACAUUCUGUUACUUAGACUUGACAGAGGCACUGACUAUCAAGACAUUGGCAGGCUUAGAACAGUGGGCAGAAAGGAGAAAUGAAGAGAAAAUGGCAAGAAAGACUGAAGAAAGUGGAAGAACUAGCAUCUCACUAUGAAAGAAAUCCUCUUCCUACAGUUUAUAAACCAAGACUGUCCAAGCCCUCUAUGCCAUCUUCUGUUUGGAAAAUAUUUUCUCGACAGGCUGAAGCUUUUAGUUAUGUAAAAACCUGCAAAGAGGAUGUUCACGUGUUUGCUUUGGAAAAAAACACCCAGAGUGGACAGAGGUUUUACCUUGUGACAACAUACAAAGAGCUUUGGUUUUAUUACACCAAAGGUUGCAAAACAAGUCUUAUGCAUUGCUAUGAAGUAAUUCCUGCAAAAGAUGCUUGCAAACUUUAUUUUGAUUUGGAGUUUUACAAACCAGCGAAUCCUGAUGCAGAUGGCAAGAGUAUGGUUAAGAAGUUAAUUGAGCUUGUCAGCCAAAAAUUAAAAGAACUUUAUGAUGUAAAUUGUUCAUCAAAAGAUGUCUUGAACUUGGAUUCCAGUACUGAGGAAAAAUUUAGUCGGCACUUAAUAUUUCUACCCCAAAAGACUGUAUUUAAGGAUAAUGCUCAUGUUGGUAACUUUGUGAGAACCAUUUUGCAGCCUGCCAUAAGAUUAAUGGAGAGUGGAGCUGCUGUGAUUCCAACAGAGGAAGCAGGGCAUGUUUUCCAGUGUUCUGCAGGAGCUGGAUUAGAUGGCUCUCUUACAAACCUCACAGCUGUUGAAGUUGAUUCUAAAGACUGGCCAGCUGCUGCUCAUGAAACAAAGGAUAUGGAAAUGCCACACCAGGGAGAAAAUUUGGAUUUUUCCUUCCUAAUAGUAAACAAUAAAGAAGGCAACAAGCAGCUUUUUGUGGAUCUAGGUGUUUAUACAAAGAAUAGAAAUUUCCGGAUGUAUAAGUCAUCAAAAGCAGGAAAAAAUGUGAUUCUGAAGAUAGCAGAGGAUAAUAAGUUUAUCCCCAAGUGUGAAAAGGAUGUUUCCUUGGAAGAAGCAUAUUUUCUUUCCUCUUUAAUCUGCAACAUUGGAAAAAGUGAUGACAUAAAAGUUCUGUCAUCUGGCAUUUCAGAGGAGGAAAGAAAAAUAUCUACUUUUUUAAACAGUAAAACUAACAGAAGCAGCAGAGAUCCCAUGGAAGGUUACCAGGGUUCGCCAUACCCAGAAAUCGAUAAUUUUGUUCGUUCUUUGGUUAAUAAAGAUGGGCUACAAGGAGGGAUACGACAAUGGAAUUACUUCUCUCUCAAAGAACUACUUAUUUACGAUAUUUCUGGUUACCGUUGGUGUGAAAAUAUCGGAAGAGCUCACAAAAGUAACAAUAUAAUGAUUCUGGUAGAUCUAAAGAAUGAAGUCUGGUAUCAAAAGUGUCACGAUCCUGUCUGCAGAGAACAGAACUUCAAAUCACAAAGUUUUCCAUUACCACCUGGUAUAUGCCUCCAAACGCUUUUCAAAGAGGAAGAAGAGUCCAUGCUAAUGGAUGACGGGGAGGACACAGAAGGAAAAGUAAAUCCACAUUCUAGUGCAUCAGACUUGUCAAAAAGCUCAGUAUCUCCAGAGAACAGCUGGUCUCAAGACUUCCUGUUUUCAGACAGUGAGUGGGAAAACACAAGUGAUGAUGCCUGUUUCCAAGAAGCUGCUGAAGAUGUGGAACUAGCUGAAGCUGCAGAUGAUAGUCUGAAUCGUGCCAUGGAAGAAAUCCCAGAUGAAGUUCUUCUGGAAGCUUUAAGGAAAGAGGAUCUCUACACUAAAGAAGGCAGCUAAGCACGGGCCUGGCCAGCAAUGAAUGACGCUUGUUUGGUGCUGGUGUGAAAGGUCCUGCAGGGUGGUUCACAAGUACCACUCCAGAGCUGUAGGAUGAAGAAUGGAGUGUGCCUGGGUGAACUUCAGCAGACCUGAGGAGAUCAUGGAAGAUUACGUAGGGGGCUGAAGAGAACUAGACUAAAAACUCAUCAUGAAUGCUGCUCCAAGCUUAGCACUUUUAGCACUCUUUGCUCUACAGUUUCUAUUAGUUGUAUGUCCAAGUUUUAUUGAGAAGCCAACAAAACAGACUUCUUAUUUCCAUAUAUGAGAUGAAGUAAUAUAUUUCAAAUGCAGAUUCAAUUAAAAGAUUUGUUUAUUCA